UUCUCAAUCGGUGUGACAUAAUUCCUGUUCUAACGUAGCUAACUCGAGCUGCUAUCAGCCUUACAGAUUUGACGUCACGGCGAACGGGACAUGCGAUUGGCUUAUCGAAACAGAGAGAUCGAUUAUUAAAAUAACACGGGCAAAAGCCGCGUAUUAACGGGAUAUGUGAGUGGCGUUGAAUCCGAGGCUUACACUGCUGUGAACGCAGGGAAGACGAGGCAGUGCGAACCAUCACUAGUAACUCUGGCUUCCCCAAAUAUCAGGAAUACCAAGCGCUGGUCAAGGAUACCGAGUGGACAUUUGACUUUCAUAAACCAGAGGUUAUGCGUUCUCGAGCGGAGGAAAUGAGUAGGAACAUAGAAUUAGGCAUGUCGGACGAUAUAGCGAGUGAAGAUUCCCUUUGGGGCAUAACCAGCUUAAAGAACCAGGACUUUGACAUGCGCAAACGUGGCACAAAGAGAGACAACCCCAGCUCGCCAUCAGAUUCCGGAAGUUCUACCAAUGAGGAGAUAGCGGAGAAGAAGCCGAGGAACACACGCAAAGCAGCACGGAGGAAAAAGGGAGUGAGUGCCCGUGAAAGAAACCUUCGUCGUCUUGAGAGUAAUGAACGGGAACGGAUGAGGAUGCAUAGUCUCAAUGAUGCAUUCGGGGAACUCCGGGAGGUCAUUCCUCACGUCCGUCUUGACCGGAAACUGUCGAAAAUUGAAACGCUGACUUUAGCGAAGAAUUACAUCAAGGCUCUUACUAAUGUAAUUUGUGAAAUGCGUGGAGAAAAUCGCCCGUUCACAUUCGAGGAGACGGGGGUUGAGAGUAAGUUUAAUGAUCUUGAGUAUGAGGAUGAAGACGACAACAUGAGUAGUGUAAACAGUGCAUCCGGUAAAACACGGUCAUGUAACGAGCUGGACACUGAGCCCAUGCAGGGCCUGGAUGGCGAUGUUGACGUCUCAGACAAUGGCAAUUCGCAUGAACUACAGGAAGACGAUGAGCUAGAAAACGUCCACUUUCCUGUCACACAAGUUUAAACUAUCAUCAUCUAAGUGAUCGGCCAGUGCCAUCGGCCGAACAAGCUCAUCCGACAUUGUGACUCUUCCAAAUAAAUCCUUUUCAAAUCUGCUGGAGUACCUCUUUGUGAAAAUCAAAUGAGAUCAUCACGUGCUGGAGACAAACUGCAAGGGAGCUUCACGGUCCACAAAAUAUCUAACAAGAGCAUCGCGUUUUGUAUAAAAUAUGACGCGAGAGCAUCAUGUUAGUGAAAAAUCAAACGGAGCAAUACCUUACCUAGACUCUAUCGUGUUACUCAUGACUUGAACUACACAGCAUAAAGGUAAGAGGUGCCAGAUGAGCUGCGAUGUGGCCUCCAUCACAAUGUGGACUCAAUUCAAAAUGGACAAAGCCUUUAUUUUGAAACAAGAAGAUCAUUGUUCAGAUUAUUUUCAAAUACGCUAGUGUACAUUUAUCGAUGGAUAUUGUUUUGACCAAUUGUUAUUUUCAGAUAAGACGAUUGUAAGUAUUCUUUUUGUCUGUCUGGGAACGGGCCACAGUUAUAUUAGAGGAAAUGUGAAUUUAGAAAUGCCUUUCAAAAUGCAUGCAUUUCAGUCAUGUUUGUAGCUUACGCUUUUCAUCAAUAGAAUUUUAAUCAUACAAUCUCCCAUCAUUCCAUCAGUAUCACCUCAUUUUGAUAUGCCUGGGUCAUAAUUGACAAAAGAAGUCAUUUAUUUUUUCAGCAUAUUUUCAGAUUACAUUUCAGUGUAUAAGAGUGGGUUAGGAUCCAAUGUUGUGUAUAUUUGAAACUGACAACUGUUGUACAUUUUCAAUACUCAUGUUUGUAAGAUAAUUAUUAGAUUACCUUGUAGUAUUGCCAUCAUGAUGACUUCUGUCGUUCUAACUCUUCGACUCUCGUUCUUUCAGCAAUGAGUACAUGUUCACAAAUACAGGUCAUAUAACUUAUUUCCAUUAUAAAAUAAUGUAUACGACACUGACCGAAGGGAGCUAACUCUGCUCACAUCUGGUGCCCCUAUACUAUUGUUAUCAUUGAACUUGGUGUCUAAUCCAAUCAGAUGGAUAUAUUUAUUGAUUCUAUUCUUUUAUUCAAUAAAACGAAACUAUUUUGUUAAAGUGUCGUCUUAGAGUCGUUGUAUAAGGCCACAAAAAGUGGACAUGAUUCCACAAAUAAGGAAUUAUUUUACUAUUAUCUUUAUUCCGAAGACUUUUAUAUAUUCUCACUUCAUUUGUUGAUAUCCCUUAAACUGGUGGAUUAUCAAUGAUUAAAUCAUAUUGUGUUUAAGGCUUAUCCUAUGUGCUGAGGUGUGUUCUAGUCUUUGUACAGUACAAGAUACCAAUACCUGGUCAAAAAUACACAACCUAAAAAAGGAAUGAGGAGAAUUAAAAAACUAACUACCGUAUUUGUUGUGGUCUAAUCAAAUUUGUUCCAAACUGCUGAACCGGCUUUCAGCCCAACUCGAAUGUCUUGCAUAACAACAGGACGCUAGUGCAAGUAAUUUUGGCUCACCUUUGGAUUUUGAAACAACGUGUUAUUUCCUCGUGUUGAUACACUGAAGAACCACAUUCCGAUAAGCCACGAGGUCAUUAAGGUCACAAAAUCAAUAACAUGCAAUCUGAUGGGCUAUAAAAACGUCCUCGACAGACUGUAUUCAAUUUCGAGGUAGGGACAGCCAUCUCGAGCAUACUGGGCAAGGUUUCCGCCAAGAGACUUUUCUCACGGUUUUUAACUCUCUUCAAUUUCUGAUAUGCUGGAAACAAUGCCAGUGUGUAUGAAGCCAAAAGAGUCUACGCUUUCAAGCUUCUUAACAAAUAUUGAUUCGGUAAAACCAUGCACGUUAUUUACUUUGAUCAUCAAAGUUAUAUUUGUUUUUUUAAUUUUCUUUGAACAGAAACCUAUGUCUCAAUAUCCGCUCAUCUCUAAUCUGAUAUAGUGUACUAAUUUCAGCCCUGGAACUCUUUUAAGAUUAUUAUCCAGACUUCCCCACGCUCUGGUAACGAAGUAAAAUGUCGCGCCUAAUCAUGUCUACUGACUGUGGAACUAAGUUCUCAUUAAACAUAAUUAGCUUCACUUUUCUCAAAGAAGAAAGACACAAUGUUUCAGGAUGAAAGGUGAAAAACGAUCGUUCGUCCCAUAGCAAUACGAAAUUUUCUUAUUAGGAUUCAGUAUUUUUUAAAUAUUCUUCCGAACGAAACUAAUCAGUGUUUGUAAUUUCCAGUAAUCUUCCCAGUACUAUAUUCCCGCAGGCUUAGGUUCCAUCGUACUGUGACAAAUUAAAGGACAAAUUCAGAAAGUACUGCACAAACCGUCCUGAAACAACUCCAAGGUCACAGAAUCUAAUAACACAUUUCACUGCAAGACAAGAUAUGUCCCUUUUAAUAUAGAACCUGUCGUGUCUUAAGUCGUUCCGGCGUUUUAGUAGACUACCAUAGGUAAAAGCUUAAUCAUGUUGCCAAGUCGCACGCAUGACUCUUCGAGGACUAUAUCUACAUGCUAUUACCCACACAACAACCUUAACUUCUUUACAUAGCCAUUGUACGUCAGACGUAAAGAAGUAACUUCUAAUUGGUUUGUCGACGUCGUCGCAACAAUCUCAACGACUUAAAACGGCGGCAAAUGCGAAUUUAUUGACUAUAACUGCCAGACUCUUGCCCAAACACACACGGUCCUCAAUAUUGCGCUUGUUGAUAAGGCCCAAAACAAUUUUCAUAGUGACUCGUAAGCCGAUGAAGGAUACUUAGGAUGAACGGCAUGGCUUGAUGAUCGAACGUGUUGUCCAAACGCGACCUACUCGAAUGAAACAUGCAAAUUUACGCUUAUUAAGAACUCCACUCAGCGACUCUCGUUUGAUAUGCUCGAUGAGUCCUCGAAAGGAAGGGAAAUUUGCUUUAACAAAUCCUACGCAAAAUUCAAUACCGGAUCGAUAGAGUUAUUACAAAUAGACAUGCAAUAAGGUGGCUUGUAAUUCAGUGAAAGCGACCUAUUCUCUCACUCAUCCGCUACACGACAAUGCCGAGCGUGUCUCGUUCGUUAAGAAGCCGAUAUGCUUCCAUUCUGCUAUAAAUACCCGGAUUGUAAUUUAUGGUGCUAUUGUCAGUAAUUGCAUGAUUAACAAAAACCAUACAAAAUUCCUGAGAUGAAAGGCACUCCAUCAGCAUGGCGACGAAUUACGAAUUCACUUUACCAUGCUGGCGUAUUGGCGACCAAAUCGUUUACCAUCUGACAACGAACUUGUAGCGCCGUUUAUAGGAUUUGGAACGUUGGAUCCAUCCUGCCAGCGUCUACCUUGUGACGUAAAACGCCAAGCCUUCUCAUGUCCUAGGUGUGUCCUGUUACACUGAGGUUCGCGGGAAGCCAAGGGAUUUGGGGUCAUGACUUUGUCCGCUACAGAUUGUCAUGGGACUUCUCUGGCCGUUCAGCCUCCCUAGUGUUUAUUCUAGUUCUCGGUGUCUAUUGCGUAAAGAUCAUUGAUUCGACCAGUACCGCGGUUACCAUUCUUCCCCUGAUUCUAUGCCAUGGCAUGAUUAGAUUUCAUAAAAACCAUCAGGAGAAAUUAGAUCUAUCGAACCAUACACUAUCCAACCAAUGGAGUUUAUUCCUUGCGAAUAUAAUUCAGUUUUAGCAUGAAAGUCAAUAUUCAGAACCUGAGCAUUAUCAGUUCUUUAUGGAGCUGGCCAGUUCGUACCAGUUUUCAUGUCCCAAGGAGUCAUUGUUUGUCAAAUCUAAUUCAGAAAUAUCAAAUGUGAUUCGUUAUUUAAGAAUAAUGCGUCUAAAUGAAAGUUCUUCUGACACACCCACGACUUUUUAGAUACUGCAAGACGAGUGUGUUUUUAAGAAGAUCCCCAAAGAUUAAAAGUAAUUCUCUUCCCAAUAGUACCCAUGCGCAUAUAAUAGAAUAUUCUGCCAGACUUCGGUAAUGACCAGCGUCCAGCAUGGUCAAUAUCAAUUAGUUCGGUGACUACGCUUACCCAGAGAACCCGAUGACCACACCAUAGUUCUAGACCACUAGUGGCCAUCCUAAUACUAGAGCAUCGCUGUCAUAAAGUAUAGCUAGCGCUAAGAGAUGACGGCCAGUUUCCGUAAUAUUGAUUGUCUGCUGGUUGGGAUGGCAGCUCCCUACAAGAUCCCGUUAUAGGGGAAAUACACAUGCCAUCUGCCUCCGUAGCAAUACGUUUAAUAGAGAUAUUCGAUUGAUGUUUUGGCUUGUAAUAAAAUAGUGUUCCUCAUCUUGACUGUUAAAAACCGUGCGUGGGCAGUGGCCUCCUAAAUAGAAUUUGUCCCCAAAAAACGAUUAAUCGAACUAAGUGUAAAGGUUUCGAUUUGUUGUCUCCAAAACAUGAUUUGUGAUCUUCACCAACAAACUCAAGAACAUUUCUAGAUGGCCAUACUGGUGUAUGUUUGUGUAAAAUAAAUAGAUUUUUUUGGUUUAGUCCAUUUCGUGAACUUUCCUCUUUGAUUGAAUUUUGAUAGACAUUCACCCGAAAUCGAGCUGUUUUUAUUACCUGGAAACACUUUUUGAAGUGUCUAUUUCUAUUUUAGGCGCCGGCAAACUAGCACUUAAACCAUUAAUGUUUUUCGCAGAUUCCUGAGAUCUUCCAUGUUCUCUUAUUUAUGUUUCUUGGAUUUAAAAAAAUCUAAAAGUGUGUAAAUCAGUAAUUGACAGAGUGAAAGACAUCUUCCCCUGUAGGGAAGCUAUUUCUCCUCGAGCAAGCGUAGAGUUCAAUUAUUAGUUUAACGUGUUCGUAAGCGCUCUCCUUUAUUUCAAGUAUGGACACGUGGGUGCGGCUCCAUUAAUCGAUAGGAAAAUGGUUGAUCUUUAGCCAGGCCCAACCUUCCAACCCACUGGGUAAAUAUUACUGUGUGUAGGAUGCGAAAAUGACAUAGCUCUUCUCCAAUUUGUUCUAAUUUGCCGAGUUCGAUUCCCUUCCGCAUUGUCCAUAUCGUGUUUCCCAAGCAAUGGUAAUUAGCUGUGAUGACCAUGAAUCGGAAAUUAGUGCGGAUUUUAAUUACAUGCCGACUCUCUGUCGUGUGAAGGCUUCACAAUUACCACAAAGGAAUUCCACCGCACCUGGUAUAGGUUAUUCCAGCGUUACGUUCGCUGACAAUUGUGACGCAUUAUGAACGAGAUAAAUACAUUUUCAUAGGACUUUUAAUAACACAUUGACCAUUGUUGCCUAUCGGCUCUAUGUAACAGUUAAAUGAUGUUGUCAUAGAAACGGCUCAAAAUAACCUAAGCAAUCUGUUUCAAGUAACAAACCAUUGUUGGGACAAUCAGUAAUAUAUCAGAAGUAUUUUUAUCCAUCCCUACUAGGAAAUGGCUUUGUAGAAAUAGUACAUGAAUGAAUUCAAAUGAUUGAAACAGCAUAGAUGCAAUCUACAGUGUAGUUGUUUUAAUUAGUACCUUGUUUAUGGAAGGAAUGCUGAAGGCGAAGUUACUUGUCGAUUGUGCAAUAUCGAGUCCUUCAUAACAACAUAGCUGAUAUCAUAAUGACACUUACGUUAAUGUAACAUUUCACAUUCACAACUUCCAAUACUGAUGCACCAAUUAUGGAUUAGGAAGUAGCUACAGCGCCAGAACUUGUGUUUAUUUCAGAAUACGCUGUUGUGGCGGCAGUAGGCAGCGGCAUAAUUACGCGUUAUUUACAACAAUUUUGCUCUAAUUACACACCGACCAAAUUGGCGUCAUUUACCCAGCAGUAAGAUACAACAGCUCCAAAGGUCACUUUGCUUGUUGGAAAAUCCAGUGUUUAUUACUGUUGCUUACACGCUCCUGCGGGGGUGAUUUAGUGUUUGGCAAACUGAUGGCAACAUUACUAGUUGACUGUCAAUGGUGUACAUUUUGAACAAUGGUAUUUUUAACCUGUGAAUACCUUCAACGUUUAUAUGCGUAGGGUUCAAAUUGGAUUUGUGUCAAUGGUAUAAAUCUGGUCAUUUUUGAUCAAGCAUGACCUCUGGUAUUUCACGACUAUUUAUUCAUGUUUAUAUGUUGAAAUAAACCUGCCCACGCUGUUGUUAUCCUCAAAGCUGAAACGCAUUAACGACAAAUCAGGCCGGAUGAGACUGAUGAGAUUUAAUAUCUGCCAUUUGGAUACUUUGAGCUGAUGAUGGUUUACUGAUGAAAUCAUGAUAAACGUUAACGUUGUAAUUUGGUUGAUAUUAUUCACAUGGUUUCAAAACAAGUAAGGGGGUGAGAACAGUACAGUACAAGAUAAAACCUGACACCUCAAUGCACCCCAUUGCCCAUCCCCUCCACGCAUCACCCUUGUUACACCCCCAUUGAUAUAUGGCGUCCCUGACACUCGUUACCCAGACUUCAUCCGCAUGAACACCACGUUACCUGAAGAUGUUAAUUACAUUUUUCAUACAUUUGUUUUGAUAGUUGUUUGAUACUGUUAGAUAUCAGGUCUACAAAACGUGUACGGAGUCAGUGUCGUAUACAUUUCCCUGUACAUCCUGACACCCCCAUUUUUAAUAUUGGUCGAUCCCGUUCUUUGAUGUUAAUACUGCCAUUAUUAAAAUAUGGGGAGGAUGUUUAAUGUCACCUCCCAUUACUGUGCCUGAAAUUGAUUUCUUUUAUUGACACUUGUUUUGUUUGAAGAUGUUUAAAAUACAUUAUAUUUUCUUGUUGUACAUUGCAGUUAUGCUGAUGUUGAUAUGUUUCCGAUAAGAGGUAUAUUUCAUUGAUUUCGUGAUUAAUUUCAAUCAUCCAUUGGCACAUGUUUAUCAGCGUCAUCUGAUAUCCAUUCAAACAUUUCAAGAGACUUACACUGAAGUUGGAUUACAUCGGUGAAAUAUUCCUCUGUUUCUAAAGAAAUACAUAAAAAGAGCAAAUCUGACCAAAACAGCGUGACACAUUCCAAAAGAACGCCUGUGUAAUUGACAUUAUUUUGUGCAUUGACAUGAAUGUGUGAUAUUUAAGAACUAUUUUUGUACGAUUCAAAGAAGGUGCAAACAGUCUUCCGAUUGGCUGUAGAUCACGUGUGCAAUUCAUCCAUCUCCAUCUACGCAUGCGCUUCUCACAUCAUCAGUUAACUCAACCUCGGGCUUUUCCGGACUGUGCGCAAUCAUCAAUUAGCAUAUUGAAUAUUUUCGCAGCAAGCAACUUUAUUUUGAUAAACAAAUUAAUCAAUGAUGCUGAAUAUUGAACAUAUUUUGAGCUUGACGUGACGGAAUCAUCCGGAAACACCCGAAGUUGAUAGUAGGUCAGUGAUGAACGAUUAAUACACAUGUCCAAUUCGCAUUAUAUGAUAGUGGUUGUGUGACAGAAUGAAUGGAAGACUAAAACUGGGACUCGUAAUCCCUACCAGAUAACAAAGGAAGGUGAGGCAAGAGUGUAUUGCCCGAGUACUAGCAAAUGUUUAUCAAAAUAAUUCUCCCAGGCCAAAAAGCCAUUGCUUUGAAUGUCGUGACUACAACCAUUGAAACACUAUGCCGCACCUGUUGGUGAAAUCUCAGUGGUAUUGGGGCCACGAGGACCUUGAGAUUUCACAUAAAACUAGGUCAGUAUUCAAAUGAUAAAAUAUUCGCAAACCACAAUUGUUGAUCAGGGGACCGACCAAUCGUCGGUUUACAUACUAUACUGCUGUGUGACUGCAAACAAUUCUUUGUUACCUUGUAUGUAAGUAAGAGAAUUUAGGUCAAGUGAACGUACUUUUAUUGAUAACCAUAUAUCAGAGUUUUAAUUAUCCUGGUGUGCUUGUUUGAAGUCAAGCAUAAGCUAACAAAAACAAAACUUGAAAUUUAACGAACCGUGAUUUGAACAAAAGUAUUUCUUCCGAAAAGAAUAUUAAUAUCAACAGUAUCAAAAGAUUGUCUGGAUUCUGGCUUGUUAUAUGCACAAGUUGAUAUAAUACGUGGUGUGAAUGCUGUUUGACAGAAACCGUGUACAUUGCAAAUACGCUAUAAUAUAUUUCAUGUCUGUUAUAAUGUGUAAAUGCGAUUUUUGUCAGAUAUAGAUUCCAGUGUUGUUAAUAUCUUACUUCCAUCAUCACUGCAUCCCCUAUCACUGUUAUAAAUCUCGUCUAAUUGUUUACUGAGUGAUCUAUGAGUGUAUUUUCCGGAGCCCGACUUUAUCCCUGUCGUUGUUCCCUGUUACGCUACUGGCGAGAUAACACAUCUGGCUAAGAAAAGGCGAUAUUUAUUGAAUUUUCAUAAUAUAUAUCUAUAUACAUAUGAAUAUACAUACAAACUUAAUUUCAUAAUAAAAUUCCUUAAGAUUUUA
Haliotis rubra (blacklip abalone) is the source of this 9221-nucleotide messenger RNA. Its product is annotated as neurogenic differentiation factor 6-B-like. Gene Ontology annotation, molecular function: protein dimerization activity. The coding region runs from base 324 to 1022 and encodes 232 amino acids. The record is from RefSeq and is a predicted model, not a curated record. Lineage: Eukaryota; Metazoa; Mollusca; Gastropoda; Lepetellida; Haliotidae. The transcript has 2 exons.